This is a messenger RNA of Raphanus sativus (radish), 1472 nucleotides long. RefSeq lists its product as uncharacterized. The record is from RefSeq and is a predicted model, not a curated record. The transcript is spliced from 5 exons. The coding region runs from base 915 to 1343 and encodes 142 amino acids. Lineage: Eukaryota; Viridiplantae; Streptophyta; Magnoliopsida; Brassicales; Brassicaceae.
AAAUUGAAAUAUUUAUAAAAGCCCAAAAGGCAAUUCAGGGACAAGCCCAAUUACAACAAAACCAAACACAAAAGCCCACGCACACAUAUGGGUUACGACAAAGAACUAGGCCCACGGCCCAAUAAACCAAUUCGGGUCACCGACAGUCGAAACUCGUUUUCGACCCGAGUCCCGAAACCGAUCUAACUCGCCACCGAUGAGCGAGCCUCCGCCGGGGAAGACUAGCACCGUUGCAGAGGCAGCGCCUCACCGGUCAUCCGCGCGCGUACACCUACGCCGCUUUCACACUUCACAAUCAUAGCUUCUUCUUCCCGAGGAUAGCAUCAAUCGAUCCAAAUAGAUCGAGGUCUAAUCCCUCUUUUUUGAAACCCCAAAGCUACUCCAAACAAACCCAUCUACGCAACCAUCGGAGAGCAUCAUCAAACCGCCGCGAAAUCUCAUCCGACAAUCCUAAGAACCACCGCCUCCCUUUUCCGGAGACCCCGAAACGAACAAACCCGACACCCACAGAUCCACAAGAACCAAAAGACGUCUUCAAAAGCUAAGACCACAGAAGCCGGCGAGGCAAAGCAAACGAAGCCUCCAUCCUCCCGGAUGCCAGAACCGGCGUCGGCGGAGCUCUCUAAGCCUCCUCCUCCCGGAAAAAAUUCUACCAAAACAAAAGAUACAUAUCUCUCUCUUCUAGACCAAGCCACAGUUAAUAAAUCGAUUAGAACGGAAUGGUCGGACCGGCGGUGGCUAUAGGAGCCCUUCCGCCGGCCGGAACCAGCUUUCUCUCUCUAUUUCUCUCUCAAGCUUUCUCUCUCUUGAUUUUCACUUUUCUCUUUGUAGGGAUAGAUUGAUAGUUCACAAAUAAGCUUAUUUUUUUUUCAAAUUUUCUAAAUAUAAUUUUUUUUUUAAAAAAGGUGAUAAGUAUGAGUAACGAGAGAGCGACAUCUCCGGCGAUUCCGCCGCAACACUCCGAGCACCAGCCACCAAAUCAAAUCAACUCUGCUCCCUCCCCUCCCCAAGCUACGAUGAACGUCGUCGUCGCGAACAGCAACGGCGUAGCAUUUGACGAAGAACCGUCAUGUUUCAACAGAGAGUAUGGUGAUAAGUACAAAAGGUACGAAUCUGAGUUCAAGCAGUGGGUCCUCUCCAAGCAUAUCUAUCCCAAUGCAGUGAAUUUGUAUGAGGGGAGAACGAUAAUAGGUGGUGAAACCAUUCUCUCUAGCAAGUGGCCUUGCACUCGUUUCUAUGCCGACCCGUGUAUUUCAUUUGCAGAAGAAGAAGAAGAGAGUUUAGAUUCACCUCCUGCAGAGAUAGGUGGUUUAGUUCCCAAUGGAAGCAUUGUCUCUGAGUAACAAUGUUUGAUUUGCUUCAUUUGACCAAGAAUGUGAUACACAUUAGCAGAUUUUACUAAUAGCUAUUGCCUUGUUGUUAUCUAUUAUAUGCAAAGCAAUUUCUAGUGUGGAAGUAAUAGUCACAUUAUA